GAGGGACAUGAGAGAAGAGUCCAGCUGCGCUCACAACAACAGCCUGAUGGGAGAAGCAGAAUGUCAUCGUCUGUCUACCAGUUCGUCUGUGGGGAGUCACGAUCCACGGUCCGCAGACUGCUGCUCGCUGUCCAGCACUGAGCCUUCAGAGGACGGCUUGUCGGUCAACGCCGUGUCCACAGUCUCGUCCGAGUCGUCCAUCGAGGGCAACAGCGGCUCGCCGACAGCACGGUCCGUGGGAGCUGAUAUUGACCUGGAGCUCAGUCCUCCGGAGCUGCUCGGCUUGGACUGGCCGGUUGGGGAACCAUCGGUCGUGACCCCAGACCCUCCAUCGCCGUUCGCCACCGUCACCAUGGCGCCCAACCCUCAGCUCACAUACGUGGAUCGUGUCGUCAUGGAGAUUAUCGAGACGGAGCGAAUGUACGUCAGGGAUCUGCGCAGCAUCGUAGAGGAUUAUCUUGUGCACAUCAUUGACACCCGGGACCUUCCCAUCAAACCAGAACAAGUGUGUUCACUUUUUGGGAAUAUUGAGCACAUUUAUGAGUUCAACAGUGAGUUAUUACAGUCUUUAGACAUGUGUGCCAGUGAUCCUGUGGCCAUUGCACGCUGCUUUGUGGACAAGAGCGAGUAUUUCGAGAUCUACACGCAGUACUGUACAAACUACCCUAAUUCAGUGGCAGUGUUGACAGACUGUCUGAGGAAUAAAACUCUGGCCAAGUUCUUCAGGGAUCGGCAGGCGUCGCUCAAGCGCUCUCUUCCGUUGGGUUCUUACCUGCUCAAACCAGUUCAGAGGAUCCUCAAAUAUCACCUGCUGCUUCAGGAAAUCGCCAAACACUUCGACCCUGAGGAGGACGGGUACGAUGUGGUGAUCGAGGCCAUAGACAGCAUGACCGGAGUCGCCUGGUACAUCAACGACAUGAAGAGAAAACACGAGCACGCCGUGAGACUUCAGGAGAUCCAGUCUCUGCUCAUAAACUGGAAGGGUCCGGAUCUGACCACAUACGGCGAGCUGGUUCUGGAAGGAACGUUUCACGUCCACCGCGCCAAAAACGAGAGAACCCUCUUCCUGUUCGAUAAGAUGCUGCUCAUCACCAAGAAACGAGUGGAACAUUACGUCUACAAGACUCACAUCUCGUGUUCCACACUGAUGCUGAUAGAAAGUGCCAAAGAUUCGCUGCGCUUCAGCGUGACGCAUUACAAGCACCCCAAGCAGCCGCACACGGUUCAGGCCAGAACGGUGGAAGAGAAGAAACUGUGGGCUCAUCACAUAAAGAGACUCAUUCUGGAGAACCAUCACGCCGUUAUCCCGCAGAAAGCCAAAGAUGCCAUUCUGGACAUGGACUCGACAUGUCCAGUAAAGUACCGCUACAGCCCAGACAGGCUGAAGAAAGCAUCGUCCCGUCAGACGGAAGAUUUCUCUGCGGUGUUAAAGGAACGGAGACGCUCGGAACCUGCGAGACGAACUGUUAGAAGCACUAAAGGCACACUUAAGCAUGCAGACAGCGAAGGUACUUUAUUAGUGGAUAAAGACCGUCUUUCCAUACUACCCUCUACCAACGUCACGACCGUGAGCUCAAACCUAGAACUCAAGUCUGCGUUACCUGGAAUGAUUCAGAACGGACAAGAUCAUGAAUCCAGCACAGGCUCACUGGAUGACGUCAAGGAUUGUAGACUUGAAGAGAAAGCAAAGAGCGCAGAGGACCGAAUAGGAGGAGAUAAUGAAGAGGAAGAUCUGAUGGGAGUCGAGCAGGAGAGAGAAGGUUGUUGGGAAAAUUGGCCAAUGAACAAAAGCAGCCAAACACCCACUAAAGAAAAUCAUGAUGAUAUGAAUGAAAGUUUGUCUCUCUUUGGACAGAGCUCAACUGGAGAAUGCAGAACGAAGACCUUCUCUCCCUUUAGCGAGUCAGAGGAGACAGGAGUGGACCAAUCAGAUAAUUAUCCCGAAAUGUGUGGGACAAUAAUGGCAGGAUGCCACACUGAUCCAGAGAUAGUACACCUCAAUAAUAGAGGACAAGAAAUCAGAGAUAAUAUGGAGGACUGUGUUGUAUUCCCAUCCCCUUCUGGACUUGAAGUACAGGAAAAGGAAGGGACUCCAGCCAGCAGGAACCUCUCAGACGAUGUGCAGAACUUGGAGGUAGAUGUGGACGUUGAAGCACCUGGUGGCCUCUUGUCUUCAUCCGUACUGGACAAGGCAAGCAAUAUCUCAGAGCGAUGUGCCAGCAGCCUCUCUCGAAGAAGUAGUCUAGGAGUCGAAGGGUCGUUUGACUUGGGCUGCCCAUCUUCUCGGUCGGAAAGUAGAAGAAGCAGUUUGCUCAGCAGUGGUGCUGAGUCCCAUGAGAAAGACAAAGGCCAAGAGUUUAGACGGUCCACUCCAGAAUCAAUUACAGAGACUGUUCCUGACAGCCCGUUCAUACCAGACCAAAGAUCUGAAAAGAAACAAGACACCCUUUCCAAAAAGGACCAAUUGCUCAUACAUAAGAUUCAGUGGUACUACAAACAUGCUGAGCACCAGGAUGCCAGCUUUGCUGUCAAACGCAGAGAGAGCCUUUCAUACAUCCCUGCAGGCCUAGUUCGUAGUCUCAGCCAGCAACUCAAUGACCUUGCAGAUGAAGAUUUGACAUUGCACAAGAGGGCGUCUUCUGUCACAAGGCCAACUUUAUGGUCUGUCUUUAAUCUUCCAGGCUUAGGGGAUGACAAGAAAGCAAUGGAUAGCUCUGAUUUUGUGGUCCCUGCAAAUGGCAAAGAGUCCAAGCUUAGAGAUCUAAGUGGGAACGAGGAAUUCCAGCCUGCAUCUGACAUGGUUAAAGUGUGGCAAGACAUGGAAGUGGAGAUAACUGGGACUUCUGAACAACAUCAGGACUCAGAGAAUUCCCAAAUGACUGCACCUGGUGAAGAAAAGAAAGCAGAAACCAGUAAGGUGAGCUCGGAUAGUGGAUUUGGGGAACCUCUAGUAAUAUUGGAAGAAUCUGAUGAAAGCUCUACCUCAUCCCCAAUCAACAACAUCUUAGAAAAGGACAAGAUGCAAGAUUUCCAGAGGCAUCCAAAUGAGGAACACAAGUUACAAGAGCGGCACAAGGUCAACCACCCUCCUCUACCAGAGAUCAUCUCCUUAAGGUCCGCCAAUGAGGAUGAACUCAUCCUUCAAGAUAUGGAGAAGAUGAAAAAUAAGGUGUUCCAUUUGGCCAGGCAGUACAGUCAGCGUAUCAAAAACAACAGACCGGUAGUAAGGCAGAGGCCCAAGAUCUCGGAGAACCAUUUUGUGCCCAAGAACCUGUCUUCGGUGAUUGAGGAGAGACCUCCAGGAAAAGAGAAAGGCAUGCCUGACAGGCCACUGUUGCUGAACUUGAAUGAGCAGGACGUUAUCCCGGACUCUACUACUACUAGUCCACCUUCCAGCCUCUGUUCUCCUGGAAGUUCUCAAUUCCUCAAUUGCAGAUUAUACGCCGAGAGACCACAAAGUCCCGUACAAACUGAGACCUUCCACUGGCCGGAUGUCAAAGAGUUGCGUUCCAAAUAUAACAACCAAAGGCAAGGUGAUGCAUCCGCCUCCUCUCAUCCAUUCCCAGUGAGUCGCAGUACUUCUUUUUCAGAAAGAGCUCUGGAGAACGGAUCGGAGAGAUCCAGAGCAUCACGUUCUGUGUCUUGUUCAUAUCCAUUCUGCAAUAUAUCAGUGCAGAGAACUACAUCCACAGAUUCUACGUGUUCCAGCAAGACCCUUGAAGGUGAAGGUUUGCCUUCACUGUGUAGAGUUAAUGCUUUUGAUUUCAGCUUGGGAUCCACUAAUGCACAUGAGCAACUGGACAGAGGUUGCAACGCUGGUCAAUAUGAGAACAACCUCAUUGUAGUUGAGAGGAUCUGCCAGAUCAAGCAUGAAGAGGGUGAUUUAGCAAUGGGGAGAGAGAACAAUAAUGAGAAUCAACUUGGAUGUGAGGGUGUUUCACAAUCUGAACUUGCAAUGGCAAACAGUAAAGAGCAGAACUUUAGUGCAUGGAUGGAAAAGGCAGAGAACGGUCAACAUAGUUUGGUUAAAAACCUGCGGGAGAGAUUUCAGAACCGGAUUUCUUAUACAUGAGACUUAUAAUGCAAAAUUUUUACUCCGAACUCUCAGAUCCUUAAAAUAACUUACAGCUAGUAUUCUGAUCUCCAAAAUAUGUAAUUUGGCCACUGUUUGAGAGGUGUAAUACAUCUUGCACAGGUUAAGCAUGAAUCUUAACCUCCAGUUAUGAAUUAUCAGCAAAUCAACUGGAAAAGUGAUCCAUGUGGACCUCAGAGAAUAUAUUUAUGAAAUUUGCAUUUGUAAAUAUAUGUAUAUUAGAAUUUUCUUGUAUUAUUUUGUGCAUAUUUCAUUGAGGUGUAAACACUUGUUAAAGGAGCUGGCUGUGUGGUACUGUAAUUUUUGUAAUGUUUGGAAAAGUGGU
This is a messenger RNA of Sinocyclocheilus grahami, 4418 nucleotides long. Its product is annotated as pleckstrin homology domain-containing family G member 3-like. The transcript is spliced from 18 exons. The record is from RefSeq and is a predicted model, not a curated record. Gene Ontology annotation, biological process: regulation of establishment of cell polarity. Gene Ontology annotation, molecular function: guanyl-nucleotide exchange factor activity; small GTPase binding. Bases 8 to 4072 code for a protein of 1354 amino acids. Lineage: Eukaryota; Metazoa; Chordata; Actinopteri; Cypriniformes; Cyprinidae.